Messenger RNA from Loa loa (African eye worm), 2090 nucleotides. RefSeq lists its product as hypothetical. NCBI's taxonomy places the organism in Eukaryota, Metazoa, Nematoda, Chromadorea, Rhabditida, Onchocercidae. Bases 96 to 1601 code for a protein of 501 amino acids. The record is from RefSeq and is a predicted model, not a curated record. The transcript has 10 exons. Gene Ontology annotation, molecular function: gap junction channel activity. Gene Ontology annotation, cellular component: gap junction; plasma membrane.
AGGACGUAAUUGCAAGUUUACACAGUUAUUUUACUUGCAAUUUAUUGAUUGCUUUUUCCGUUAUCAUCAGCUUUAAACAGUUUGGUGGCCGUCCGAUGGAGUGUAUGUUGCCGAUGGGUUUCAGUGGAGCAUGGGAGCAGUACGCAGAAAAUUUUUGUUGGGCGCAAGAUACAUAUUUUGUUCCGCCGAAGGUCUUUGUGGAGGAUAUUUCGGCAGAGGAACGUCGAGAACGUCGGAUUAGUUACUACCAAUGGAUGCCAUUUUUUUUGCUGUUUCAAGCAGCAUGUUUCAAGGCACCUACUCUCAUAUGGAAAUAUUUUGCCGGACAGUCAGGGAUGAAGUUGGGUCAAAUCCUUCGAUUAUCCAGUGAUCCAGCGAAUUCAUCUUUGGAAGUUAAGAAGGGGAAUAUUGAAGCGUUAUGUAUACAUUUGCAAGGUGCGCUAAGAUUCCAUGAACGGGUGAAAAAGAAGAAAUUGGUGCCUCAUAAAAUUUGUCGAAUUUUAAAUUUAAAAUAUGCGAAUUAUUACGUUGCAACGAUAUAUAUUUUAGCGAAGUUGGCAUUUCUGGCAAAUGCUAUAUUCCAGAUCUCUUUGAUGACACGAUAUCUAUUACCAGAGUUGAGAAAUGAUUACGGUUUGGAGUCAUGGAUAAAUAUUAUCUGGCCUAAGAAUGUUUCUCCAUCGUGGCACUACAGUGGAAUUUUCCCUUUAGUAACGCUUUGCGAUUUUGAAGUCCGAGAAAUGGGAAACAUACAGACUCAUACAGUGCAAUGUGUUCUUGUUGUAAACUUAUUCACUGAGAAAAUCUUUAUUCUUCUGUGGGCUUGGUUUAUGGUAUUGGCAGCACUUACAUCUCUGAGUGUUUUCAACUGGAUCUAUUUGUUAACAGAAAAUUGUUCAAAAGAACACUUCAUUCUGAAUCAUCUCGAAAUGAGCGGAACACCGUUUGAUAAAAAUGAUCCACAAAAUAAGGAGCACGUUGACUGCUUUUUGCACAAAUAUUUGGGAACAGAUGGCAUUUUUGUUUUAAGAAUGGUUGCUAAUCAUGCGGAUGUUGUUUUUGCGACUGAAUUAAUUGCAUCCCUCUGGCGAUCUCACUAUGUUUUCGAGGAAAGGAGAAAAAAUAUAUCACAAAUGGAUAAGGUAUGGCCACAACACCAACAGAGAUUGGAAAUGGCAUUACUUGAAGAAGCUGAAACUGCUCGAAAGAUUAGUUCGGAUGCCUUAAACGUGCUGCAAAGAAAAAGAAGUAUUUUCUUUGAUUCACCAUAUUUUGUUAAACGUGGUUCGCCGACUGGAGUAACGAUACCGAAAGUACCAUCACGGAACAUCCUGGGAAGUCCGUGUUUGCUGUCCCGAAACAAUUCCAAAGAUAGCAUAAUACCAUUUUCACCACGUCUCGGAAAUCAUCCUCGUGGCAGCACUUUCUCGACUGAGAGUCAAGGUAAACUUCGACGACGGCACAGCAUGGAGGAUAUCGAUAUUGGUGGUGGUAGAGUCAAAUUUGCAGACAGCAGCGAUGAGGAAGACCGAGAGAAAGAAAAAGAGAAAGGUCCAAAAAGUUUUAACAUGACCCGGAAAAGCUCUAUCAAAAUUUGGUGAAGUAAUAACUUUGUAGGGAAACUAUAACGAUUUCUCCUGAUCUCACAAUUCUAAUAUAUACGAAGAAAUAUGAGGAAACUGCAACUUGAUUAGGAGUUCUGACAGUUUUUUAUUCCUGUUUUUUUGUUUUUGUAGUUUUUAUUUAAAGCACUAGAAAAAUGCAGAGAAAAUACUUUAUGAUGGAAUAGAACACAUAAGGCGUUAUCGGUGUUGAUAAACAUAUCACUACUGAGAAGCGAAAGAAGUUUGAGAUUAGGCAAUUCAAGAAAGCUAUCCUUUAUAUUUCUUGUCAAUCUUAGCACUAUGAUGCGAGGAGGGGAAAGUACAAAAGAAAAUUCGUAACUGUCAUAAAAGCUAAACGCUUUGUCAUGGAGUAGAUCAUACAAAACACAUGUACAUUAUUAAGAAUGUAAAAGGCUGUAGUCUUUACGGACAUUUCUGACCAGUUAAUUUUUUCUGAUCAUAUUAAAUGAAAAAAGCAUCGAGUUC